AUGGGUUACUUUGUUCCACACUCCAAAUUAGCCAAUUUAAAAAAAUAUAAAUAUCAGGGCGAAGACCGUUCAUUGAUUUCUCAAUAUGUUUUAAAACCAUUUUGGCAUCAAUUUGUCAAAAUAUUCCCAUUAUGGAUGGCUCCAAAUGUAGUUACAUUGUCUGGAUUUGGUUUUAUUAUUGUGAAUUUAUUAACUUGUUUAUAUUAUGAUACUACAUUGACCCAAGAAACCCCACGUUGGACAUAUUUCUCUUAUGCUUUUGGACUAUUCAUGUACCAAACAUUUGAUGCCUGUGAUGGUACACAUGCUCGUAGAACGGGUCAAAGUGGUCCGUUAGGUGAAUUAUUUGAUCAUUGUAUUGAUUCUUUAAAUACAACAUUAUCAACAAUAGUUUUUGCAUCUACCUUUCAAUUAGGUUUUGGUUAUAUGCUUUUACUGUGUUCAUUUGCCACAUUAUGUAAUUUUUACCUAAGUACUUGGGAAGAGUAUCAUACCCAUAAGCUAUUUUUAAGUGAAUUUAGCGGCCCAGUGGAGGGGAUCUUGAUGAUUUGUGGGGCCUUUAUCAUAACUGGUAUUUACGGUCCUCAAGUUGUCUGGCAUACCAAACUUUUUGAAAUUAAAGGUUUUGCUGUCGAAACUGUUCAUUUGUGUUUUUUCUUUUUGGGUUUUGCCUUGUUAUUUAACGUUAUUUAUGCCAAGAAAAAUGUUUCUGACUAUUAUCUUCAGCAGUCAAAUAAUGAGGAUGAGCCAACGGCAUCUAAGGCGGCAGAAUUCCAAGUUGCUUAUGCCAAUUGUGGAUUAUUACCCUAUUUUUUAUUUUUUGCUAGUAUAACUACUAUCGUUGUCAUAGAACCUUCUUUUAUGUCAUUGCCAUUUUUAUUGACAAUUGGUUUGGCUUUUGCCUUUUCUGUUGGUAGAAUUAUUGUUGCACAUUUAACAUUGCAAAAGUUUCCGAUGGUUAACGCACCAAUGUUUAUUCCAAUUUUAGAAUUUGUCUUGGAAAUUUUUCUAGUUGAAAUGUUGGGCUACGAUAAAACUAUUACCAUUAACAAUUUGUUGUGGUUAGGUUUUGGCUUAUCUCUAGGUAUUCAUGGUAUGUUUUUAAAUGAUAUCAUUUAUGAAUUUACCACCUAUCUAGAUAUUUAUGCUUUAUCUAUUAAACAUCCAAAGAUUGCUUAA
Molecule: messenger RNA, 1179 nt
Organism: Saccharomycodes ludwigii
Lineage: Eukaryota; Fungi; Ascomycota; Saccharomycetes; Saccharomycodales; Saccharomycodaceae
Gene: CPT1
Product: diacylglycerol cholinephosphotransferase
Exons: 1
Coding region: 1-1179 (392 amino acids)
Biological process (GO): phospholipid biosynthetic process
Cellular component (GO): membrane
Molecular function (GO): phosphotransferase activity, for other substituted phosphate groups
Source: RefSeq, a predicted model, not a curated record